ACUGCGCAAGUCCGUAACCCUGACAUGCGCGAACCUGGUCAAAUUUCACCACCCUCAAUUUUGUGUUUGUGUUAUUUAUGAAAUUAAAACAAAAAGAAAACAAUCUAGCUUAACUUUUUUUACAAAAUUGUUACCUUGAAAUACCGUAUUUAUAUUGUAGCUGGUGAUUUGAUAAAUUGGUACAUUUUUAUAAAUAUAAAUAACCUCAAAGACAAUGCAGUUGUUUUUAAUAAUUAAGUGUGUGUUGUGGUAACAGUGACGUGCAUUUGUGAAAAUAAGGUGUUUUAUAGUGCCGCAAUGUUUAUGUAAUUGCUGUAAGCAUUCUUAUUACCGGCGUAACUGAUAUCUAUAACUCCUGCAUCUAAGAACCUGAAUAAAAUGCUGAUGCUAUCUAGAUGAUGCUGAAAUAACUGCCCAGUGCGUAACUGAAAAAUUUGAAGCAGACAAAUGGGAAUAAGAAAUAAAGGGCGGGACUGGCGGUUCCAAUGGAGCAUGGUGAUGAUAGCGGCGGCCGCGCUAGUGGCAUACAACGCGGUCGCCAACCUCUGGCUGCUGCACCCUGCAUCCUGCCCCAUCCCCCCCACGAUCCCGCCGACCGAGCCUCCCACCUGCGAGCCGUGCUUUGGCAAAGUCUCCAGCGCUGGCGCAGAUUAUGACCCUAUCUAUACACUUGACUUAAGGUUAGGCAGGUGGGAUGGUAGUCGAUCAUACAAGAUAUUCGACAAUGUGGCAGUCGGGGAGCUCUACUCCGAGAUGUCUACUAACUACCACGUUUGCCUUGCGACGCAGAGCUCCAUAGAGAGGCUCCACGAGCUAUUGAGAAUUGCAGCGCACUGGACAGGACCUAUUUCAGUGGCUGUGUUUGUGGCCGGCGAUGAAAUGAGACUGCUCAGAGCUUUCACAACAUGGUUGUAUAAAUGCCAGCCAGAAAUUUAUUCAAGACUAGCUUUACACAUUAUUAUGCCUGCGGAGAAACCAGGGUACAAUGACGGGUCACUGCCGAAGUGGGCGAGGGAUUGCGACGUCAUUCCUCUGCCGCACGAGGAACGAAAAGCCGAAACCGUGGCUUGGAGAGCGAGGCAUCCGUAUCCUCAGAAUCACAUGAGGAACUUAGCGAGGAAGAAUACUCACACAUCUUAUGUUUUCUUAGUUGAUAUCGAUAUAGUACCUUCUACAGGGAUGGCAGAAGCCUUAAAUCAGUUUCUCGACAGCUCACCCAAAUGUCCGCUCUGUGCGUACGUGGUGCCUACAUAUGAGUUGGAUCGAAGAGUUGCCAAGUUUCCUGCUAAUAAAUCAGAGCUGGUGAGGCUCUCUAGAAGUAAACUGGCGAUACCAUUCCACAGAAAAGUGUUUAUUUAUAACCAGUUCGCUUCGAACUUUUCACGGUGGGAAGCCAGUGGUGGCAACGAGAGUGAACUCACGCACAUCAGUCACAACGUGACGAACUUCGAGCUGCUGUAUGAGCCAUUUUACCUGGCGUCAGAUACUGUCCCCGCUCAUGAUGAGAGGUUCCUCGGCUACGGGUUCACGAGGAACUCGCAGGUAUACGAGAUGUUUCUAAUUGGAUACCAGUUCAAAGUGCUAUCCCCAAUCUUCACGAUCCACUGGGGGAUACAGACGAGGAGGAACCGUCCGUUGUGGCGGGAGAAACAAAAUGAGAACAAUAGGAAGCAUUUCGAGACUUUCAAGAAGGAACUGUUUGCGCGGUAUAGGAAAGACCCUCUGCAUUUGCUCAAAAGGCCGCAACAGGCUAAAAAGACCUAGGCAUCGCGAGGCCGUGCUGACUCCGCCGGCCUCGGACUACUCAUUCUUGCAGCAUUAUCUUGGACGCUCUUAGUUCUUAUGACAGAAUGACAGGAGAAUUAGUAUACGUGUGUAUAAGUGUUGUAAAGUGACUCGUGUGUAUGGAAACUGUGUCAGACUAAGUGUUGUAGGGUAUUUUUGUAAUAUAACUGAACUAUAAGUGUAAGUAGACAUCAAAGUAGCUAGCUAAAAUAGAUUUAAACAUACUAUGUUGUUAGACAAAAGUAGUUUAUUACACCUAUUUAAAUUUUAUUCUGUAGACCUAAGUAGAUGAUACAAGCGGGCUAAAGUUGAUUUUGGAACAAGCUUUAAAAGGAAAACGAAUACUUGGAUGUCGGUUUAAUUUCAAAGUGUCUUUAUUUCAAUUGAUAACAAUAUUUUUAUUCACAAGAUAUUCUGUAUCCAGGCUCGUAUUAAUAGACAAUUAUUUCGACUUUCAAGUGAUCCUGCAGUAUAUAGUAUUAUGAUGGACCCAAAAUCAGUUUUAGCCAGUAAAAAAAUAUAUUAACUGUAAUUAUUAUACUUAAAUCUAUAUGGCUGUUGUAUAAAAAUUAUGUCGUUAAGUAUUAGAAAAUAAUGCACAUUUAUAAAAGUGAGAUUUUGAUAUACAUAGAUAGAUAUGAGUUUGCCAUUUCAUUGGUUCAAACGUAUUUAUUUUAAAUACAUAGUUACAAUAUGAUAUUGUUGUGUUCUUAUGAAUUAGAUAAUGAAGAAUGAUCAAGUCUAUUUGUAUAAUGUGUUCGGAUUAUUUUGUUGAAGUCAGAUAUUAAAUUAUUAGAUCAUUCACAAUCAUCGAUCUGUCAGAGGCCUUGGGUUCAUAAAGAAACAUAAUUUGUUACAUUUUGGAUUAUCUAUCUUUAUCUUUAAAAAUACACCAAUGGAUAAAUCAGUUACUAAUUAUUUUGAUGGUGUUUUAGAACGUUUAGGUCGGUUGAGGAUGUCUGGGAUCAAACCUCUGAAAGGCUCUCCACAAGUAGGCACAAAGGUUGUAUCAUUUUAGCUACUCUGUAAUAUUAUAUUUGCAUUUAAUCGAUGUUGUGUUGUCUAUAAAUGUGAUACGCGUAACUGUGUAAUAUUAUUGUUAAUUUCACACAGCUGUUAUUAAUAUUUAAAGACGAGGGACACAGAUCACAGUUUUGGUAAUACAGAUCCCUUUAACUGUAAUUUUAUUUAUUCAAUAAAAUAGUAGAUAUAAUAUGAAAUACCUAUCUGAUAAAAAUGUGACUAACUGAGGCACGUUCCAGGUGGUUAUUUUUGCAAAUGGAGGAAGCUCUACUCCGCUUGUACGCAAAGAUAACACAGGAGACAAGAGAAAAUCCUAGUGAACUGAACGGCAACGUUUAUUUUUUGAUGAAUUAUUUCUGAUACAAGUAUUUUAUUAAUUGGUUACCGUUAAAAUGAGAAACUUUGGUUGCAAAAGGAAUUUUAUUUAUAAAGCUUUUACCAGCGGUUUCGCUCGCAUCUCAAAAGGAUAAAAAGUAGCCUA
Messenger RNA from Spodoptera litura, 3289 nucleotides. RefSeq names its product beta-1,4-glucuronyltransferase 1. Lineage: Eukaryota; Metazoa; Arthropoda; Insecta; Lepidoptera; Noctuidae. The record is from RefSeq and is a predicted model, not a curated record. Gene Ontology annotation, cellular component: Golgi apparatus. Gene Ontology annotation, molecular function: glucuronosyltransferase activity. Gene Ontology annotation, biological process: protein O-linked glycosylation via mannose.